Messenger RNA from Hypoxylon fragiforme, 2030 nucleotides. RefSeq names its product myosin-like coiled-coil protein-domain-containing protein. The transcript has 5 exons. The coding region runs from base 404 to 1816 and encodes 470 amino acids. Gene Ontology annotation, molecular function: syntaxin binding. NCBI's taxonomy places the organism in Eukaryota, Fungi, Ascomycota, Sordariomycetes, Xylariales, Hypoxylaceae. The record is from RefSeq and is a predicted model, not a curated record.
UCUUCAUUUCCUUCCGUCUUCCGUCGCUGUGAUUGAUUAAGUAACCGACACUAAAACGCCGCGCUUCAUCUCAACCCUCAAAAGUCUGCAUUUAUCACUGAAUCACAUACCACUCUACAGCCUCCACUAGCAACCACGUAGCCUUGAACACCUAAGGCAAAAUCGAGCUGACUCUAGUUUUUCUUACCCCUCCGCAAACAUUAUUUUUCUUCUUCAUAUCUAAGCUUAUUGCAUCUUCAACCUUUCCAAUGAACAAUAAUUCUGAUCGGUGCGUUCAUAUAAUCACAUCGUCACUUUCACUUCCUAUUCUUUGCCUUUACUUCUAUCAUUCCGGGUCUUGGGUCGCCUUGCAAUUCUGAUUGACCGAUACUUCCGCAGCGAAGCUCCGUCAUUCUAGGUAAUCAUGGCGACUACGAAUAGUCGUGCCCCAUCCGCCACGCCUGCCCCUCUUUCUUCUAUUCCCACCACGAAUGGAAAUUCAGUUCAUGCUCACCUCCACGCUCACGACGAUAUCCUACCGAACGGUCACCAUGUUCCCGUUCAAGAGCCUCGACUCGCUCCGACUCCAACGCCCGCUAUGGCUUCGAACACUUCCGCUAAGAAAGGAAAGGGGAAAAAACCCCUCGAUUCAAACGAGGCUUCAAAACUCGUCGCCGCUAGGAUCUCCCAGUUGGAAGUCGACACGGCUGCCGAAAAGGAGCAAGAGGCGGAAAUUGAUCGAGAAGUACGCAAGGCCAAUCGCGAGCUCAACCAUCAGAUGAAUAAGAUGAACGAUAUGGACAAAAUCGAGCUUCUAACUAAGCGAUCCUCGGAGCUUUUUGCAAAUAUGAAGCGGCUCGAGCGCGAAAAUAUCAAGAACAAGAAGCGCGCGGAUCAGUUGCAAAAGGAAAAGGAUUCCAGCCGCACAGAUCUAAGCAAACAAAUUGGCCUAAAGGAGAAAUUAGAAAAGCUCUGUCGUGAGUUGCAAAAAGAGAACAACAAGCUGAAGAAUGAACACCGCGCUUUGAACGAUACCCAUGAUCGACUGAAGGCCUCAUCUGACGAGCGCUUCAAGAAGGUGCUCGAAACUCUAGAAGGCUAUCAAGAAGAGAAAGACAACCCAAGGAAGCAAGUGGUGUACAUGAAGGCUGAAGAAUUAUUCAAGGCUCGAUUCAAAUCCCUUAUUGACCAGUAUGAGCUACGAGAGCUACACUUCCACUCCGCCAUGCGAACCAAAGAGAUUGAAGUGCAAUGCAAUAUGGCUCGUUACGAACAGCAGAAAAAGACGGCGGAGGCGGAGGCCAGCCGCGCGCGCCAGCUCAACAGUCAAGUGCUUACAUUCUCCAAAACCGAGACUGAGUUGCGAAACCAGUUGAACGUUUAUGUCGAGAAGUUUAAGCAGGAAAUGGAAGAUAUGUCUAAGAAGACAAAGAAACUCGAAAAGGAAAACGAGGCCUACAAGCGCAAAGAAGGCGCACUCAACCAGAAUAUCCUCAAGAUGGCCGAGGAACGAAACAGGUACAUCAAGGACAUCGAGGACAUCAAGAAGAAGAACGACAAGCUCACGAGCAUCAUCAACCAGAUGCAGCAGCAGGGCCGCGGCAUACCCCAGGGCAUGCAAGGUACGGUGGAGAGUUGCUAUGCUGAAGGGACAGAAGGCGACGAGGAGGGGGAGCUGGAAGAUGGCGACGAGGAAAGCGAGUACGAUUACGACGACGAGGGAGACGAGGAAGUGAGCGAGGAAGGCGAGUUCGACGACGACACGGAGGAGGAGCUGCCCCAAGCACCAGGGGCCUACGGCCCGGAGCGCCCACCUGCUAUGAACGGGCAUCGCUAGGAAGACGAUGACCCAGAGUGGCCAGCGGCGGAGUUCCCCCCUGCGUUCCGGGACAUGUUGCGGUGGAUUCGCGACCUGCGAAACGCCAUCCAAUAUAACCAAUCCCUGCCGCCAUCCCCUGCUCCAGAACCAGCUACCAAGUAGCACCAAGUAGCACCAAGUACGGAGACGUUUAAGGGGGGGAUACUCGCCUGCCUGCCUGCCUGCCUACCUA